This is a messenger RNA of Colletotrichum spaethianum, 1818 nucleotides long. Its product is annotated as ATP-dependent RNA helicase MRH4, mitochondrial. The transcript has a single exon. The record is from RefSeq and is a predicted model, not a curated record. NCBI's taxonomy places the organism in Eukaryota, Fungi, Ascomycota, Sordariomycetes, Glomerellales, Glomerellaceae. Gene Ontology annotation, molecular function: ATP binding; nucleic acid binding. The coding region runs from base 1 to 1818 and encodes 605 amino acids.
AUGUCGUCGAGGACACUGGCAUCGCUGUGCCCCAGAUGCCAACUGACAUUACGGCCCCAGCCCUUCCCCCGACUGACGACUUCGCCGUGGUUCACACAAAGCGCCGGCUACCGUUCGGCGGCAAAAGAGAAGCCAUCGCGCAUGGUUCUCUCUGACAACGUCGCAAAACCCCGAAACCGAGAUGCCCGCCCGCCGAGACGACUGGUCGAGGGACCCUUUGGCGGAAUGAACCAGAAAUUUGCGAGGGUCCCCGAGGGGCCGCGCCGUGUCGCCUCGCGACCGUCCAACGCGAAACUGCCAUCAGGCAGACCUAGCAGAGGGGGCGAAUCCCAGACCUCAUCCGAUCCGAGGAAAGCGCUGAAGAUGCAGCGGUCUCUGGCGGGCGUGUCGUACGGAAAGAGGAACGCCUUGAAAGAUAAGAUGCAGGAAUACGAGUCUUUUGACCAGUUCAACCUCCUCCCUGCUGUCAAGACAGCCAUCAACGAGGAUCUCCUGCGGGGAAUGGUGGACAUCAAGCCGACGCCCGUCCAGAGGCUUGCGAUCCCGGCGAUGCUGGGUCAGACCAGCGCGUUCAAGGUCAGGGGCGAGAAGAGGCAAGACUUUCUGCUCGCAGCCGAGACGGGUUCCGGCAAGACGCUGGCAUACCUGCUGCCUGCCGUCAACGCCAUGAAGAUUGCCGAAGAGGCAAACCCUGAGAUUCAGGCUUACAAGAAGCGGUUUGAGGAGGAGAAGGCCAGAGAGAGGACAUCGAAAUCAAAGAAGAUCUCUACAUUCGAUGAGCCUCACCCGACCCUGGCCAGGCCUCGCGUCAUCGUCCUGGUUCCUUCUGCAGAGCUUGUUGACCAAGUCGGCAGAGUGGCCAAGACGCUCUCCCACGCUGUCAAGUUCAAGUCGGAGAAGCUCGCGGCCAACCUCAGCGCUACCACGAUCCAGCGCAACUUGUACUCGCCGCGCGGUAUCGACAUGGUCAUCACAACGCCUCACCUGCUGGCCUCGAUCGCAGACUCCGACCCCAACAUCCUCUCUCAGGUCAGCCACCUGAUCGUCGAUGAGGCGGACUCGCUGUUCGACCGAAGCUUCGCGCCCGUGACCACAACCAUCAUCGACAGGGCGAUGCCGUCGCUGAAGCAGUUCAUCCUCUGCUCAGCGACCAUCCCCAAGAGACUGGACAACUACCUGGCCAACAACUUCCCCAACAUGACCCGCAUCACGACGCCGAAUCUCCACGCCAUCCCCAGAAGAGUCCAGCUUGGUGUCAUUGAUGUCGUCAAGGACCCCUACCGCAACAACAAGAACUUGGCCUGCGCCGACGCCAUUUAUACGAUUGGCCGCGAGGCGUCCAAGCACGAGGGCCCGAUCCAGGGCGAGAUUGACGUCCGUCGUAUCAUGGUCUUUGUCAACGAGCGCGAAAAGACGACCGAGGUGGCCGAGUAUCUCCAGUCCAAGGGCAUCGACGCCGUCGCGCUGAACAGGGACACGGCCGAGAAUCGCCAGUCCGAGAUGCUGAACGCUUUCACGUCGUCGGAACCUCUACGCUCAGUGUCGACAGAGUCCCCCGUCACGGGCAAGCGUUCGCUGCCCAACACCAAGGUUAUUGUCGCCACGGACCUGGCGUCUAGAGGCAUUGACACUCUGGCUGUACGACACGUCAUUCUCUACGAUGUCCCGCACACUACCAUCGACUUCAUCCAUCGCCUAGGAAGAGCUGGGCGCAUGGGACGUCGUGGAAGAGGCAUUGUGCUUGUUGGAAAGGACGACAAGAAGGACGUUGUUGCCGAAGUUAAGGAGAGCAUGUUCAUGGGUCAAGCUCUAAUCUAA